Messenger RNA from Cutaneotrichosporon cavernicola, 768 nucleotides. RefSeq lists its product as uncharacterized. The coding region runs from base 1 to 768 and encodes 255 amino acids. Gene Ontology annotation, molecular function: methyltransferase activity. Lineage: Eukaryota; Fungi; Basidiomycota; Tremellomycetes; Trichosporonales; Trichosporonaceae. The record is from RefSeq and is a predicted model, not a curated record. The transcript has a single exon.
AUGUCCGACGACAGGUGGAACGGCGACGAGUACCUCAACCGCCCCGGCCACCUCGAGAGUGCCGAGGUCAAUGCGCGCAACAUCCAUACCGCCAUCGCCGCGUCGGGCAUCCCCGCCUCGACGUUCCGCGACCUCAACCUCCUCGAGGUCGGCGCCGGUGUCGGCACCGUGACGCGCCACCUGGCCGACUUUGGAUCCGUCCACGCUCUCGAGCCGUCGGGCAACAUGAUCCGUGUUCUCUCCCGCCUCGUGGCUGAUCUCCCCAACGUCACAUUCGCUCAACACGCCCUGGGUCCCGACAGUGCCAGCAUGUUCACGCGCGGCCAGGCCAUGCCGUCGCCGAUUAUCGACGACCCCGACCGUGAAUUGUCGCCCCCCCGCGCUCGAUGGGAUGUGGCCGUCUCGACACUGGUUGCGCACCACGUCGAUGAUCUCGAGAGUUACUUCCGCGGCGUCAAGUCCGUGCUUGUUGAGGGCGGCACGUUUUUCGUUCUCGAGUUCGCACACGCUCCAGAUGGAGAGGAUCUGAGUAAGCGCUUCCACUGCGAAAUGGACAGCUCGUUGGUGCCCGUCAACGACGAUAAUUACCAUAUUAAAGGUAAUGAAUUCCGCGAGACCUGGACCGUCGAACACACAAAGGACCUGUUCCGCAAGUACGGGUUCGUCGAUAUCGGGAGCAUGGAGACCGAGCCCGUUCCCGCGUUCGGGCGGAUCGACGGACGUACCGCCGUGCCAACCAAGGUCGUGUGGGGCCACAGGGCGCCUUAG